Messenger RNA from Brachypodium distachyon (stiff brome), 1898 nucleotides. Its product is annotated as protein ALP1-like. The transcript is spliced from 2 exons. The record is from RefSeq and is a predicted model, not a curated record. Bases 269 to 1468 code for a protein of 399 amino acids. NCBI's taxonomy places the organism in Eukaryota, Viridiplantae, Streptophyta, Magnoliopsida, Poales, Poaceae.
GGCAGCCAUCUUCGCCUCUCUCUUGUCGGCCUUCUCCAUCCUCCCUCUUCUUCCUCGUGCUGCCUGCCUUCUUCGCUUCCUUGCCUCGCCCCCAAAGUCGACACGCGCUUCAUGCCCUGUGCCGCCCUCUGCAUCAUGCCGACCGCCGCUGCCGUCCCCUCGCCGCCGACGCACGCGUGACAACCCCCCGCCGACCGCGGACACCUCGCUUCUUGAUUUCGCCUGGAUUUUACUCCUCGUCCUUGAUUCGUCCGGCGCAGCGAGUGUCAUGGCGCCGCUCCGCGGGGCCAAGCGCCGCAAGAGGGCGGCGGCGGCGGAGAAGAAGGCCGCCGCCCAAGCAAUGGCGGCCGCGGCGGCGGGCCACCCCGCGACCGGCGGCGACUGGUGGGACGGCUUCUCCGUCCGGAUGGCAGGAACCUUAGCUUCCAUGGAUGAUGCACACAGAUUUGAGUCUGUCUUCAAAAUGCCAAGAAAAACCUUUGACUAUGUCUGCAGCUUGGUGAAAGAUGAUAUGAUGGUAAGGUCGAGCAGCUAUACCUUUCUCGAUGGAAGGAUAAUGUCUCUAGAAGAUCGAGUAGCUGUUGCUCUGAGAAGGUUGAACUCCGGUGGGUCACUAGUGACCGUAGGAGGCUCUGUUGGUGUGAACCACUCGACCGUCUCGCUGAUAACUUGGAGGUUUGUUGAAGCUGUGGAGGCACGAGCAGGCCACCACCUGCGCUGGCCAGACUCUGAUGAGAUGGCGAUGAUCAAGUCCAAGUUUGAGGAGAUUCACGGUUUGCCAAACUGCUGUGGCGUUGUAGACACAACUCACAUCGUAAUGUGCCUCUCUUCAGCUGAACCAAACUGCAAGGUCUGGCAGGAUCAUCAGAAGAAUUACAGCAUGGUCCUGCAAGCCGUGAUUGAUCCAGAUAUGAGGUUCACAGACAUUGUGACAGGAUGGCCUGGUAGCAUGAAAGAGUCAGGUAUCUUGCACAGCUCUGGUCUCUUCAAGCUGUGCGAGAAUGGUUAUCGUCUGAAUGGUGACAAACUGACGGUAUCAGACGGAUCAGAAAUUGGGGAAUACUUGCUCGGUGAUGCAGGGUACCCUCUUAUCCCCUGGCUCCUCACACCUUACCAGGAGAAUGACCUCUCGGAUUCCAAAGCAGAGUUCAAUAAGAGACACUUGGCAGCCAGAACUGUCGCAAUGAAGGCGCUGGCAAAGUUCAAAGACACAUGGAAGUUCCUGCAUGGAGAGAUGUGGCGCCCGGACAAGCACAAGCUGCCCCGGAUCAUCCAUGUGUGCUGCCUGUUGCAUAACAUAGUGAUAGACAUGGAGGACAAUGCCGCCACAGAGGAGGACGCGGCCAUGGAGGAGGCGCGGCUGUCAGACGAUCACGACGCAAACUACAAGCAGCAGGUUUGCCUGUUAGCAGAUGAGAAGGCUGUUGGGGUGAGAGACAAACUGUCGGAGCACCUGAACCGCAACUGAAGGAAGAAGCCAAUGAAGAAAUUCACCCUCUCUGGGUGCUGCUGUCGAUUUCUGUCUGUUGCAGGCUUGCAGCUGGGUCUCUGGCUGCACUGUUUUGCAGAGUUUAGGCCAAUCAAACUUUGGUUUUAAUGUUAGCGCUGUAGUGCACCCUGUCAAUUGCUCAUUUGGUUAUUCAGGAUUUUGCUGGUGCUCGUUGAAAAUCUUUUAAAAACUUGUAAACUUUACCUGGCAGGCGUAUGGUAUGGAGGUAGAUGAACCAUCAACCAGAAUCUUUUAGGGCUCUUUGUUUCGCAUGAUCUGGAAAUUGCACAUUGUAACUUUGUAAUGUCAUGCCAUCUGGAACCCUUUAUAAUCUUUGUUGCAUCUAGGAAAACCCAUGGAAAUUUUUCCAAAGGGCAUGGUUUAAUGAAACUUUAAACUUUACCUGGCA